Molecule: messenger RNA, 1304 nt
Organism: Psylliodes chrysocephalus
Lineage: Eukaryota; Metazoa; Arthropoda; Insecta; Coleoptera; Chrysomelidae
Source: the annotation of a GenBank genome assembly
CUGUGCUUGAAAUAUUCCCUCAAUAAAAAAGGCAAUCAAAAUAAACAAAAGAACCCCGGAGGACAAUAUCAUCUUUCUCGAAAGCCGAAACAGUUUUAUCAAUUUAAUAAAAAAAUCAUACGCAAAAUUAUGAAAAUACUUUGAGACACGGUGGUGGGGAGGAAAAUCUGAAAACCUGACACACCUCUAUGCAGUGUUUACUUGAAAUUUGUGAAUGAAGCCACACCAAACGUGACGUUUUAGGGCUGUUUUGCAUAUGUAACUAUUUGUUUUUAGAGAAGUGAAAUAAAAACUAAAAGGUGGCGAAGUUCGAGGGUAAAUUUUUUUCUGCCGUCAACAAUUUUUUUUCCAGCUCACCAUUAGUGAAUCAAAUAAAAGACUUGAUGACAAGACAGUCACCACAGUCUGAAGGUCAAAUUAGAACGACAAUGUCUUAUCAAAAUGUUACCACAUCUACUGAGGAUGGUCGAAACGAUAUCAAAAUCGAAGAAACGGAGGCUACUUCUCCUUCAGCCGAUAGUGAAAUUCCAAAACCAGCAGACCGUCCCAGACAGAGUUUUUCUAUAAGAAAUAUGCCUGUUUCUAGAAGCCAAAUGAAAGAGUUUCGAGAGGCUUUCAGGCUGUUCGAUAAAGAUGGUGAUGGAAGUAUAACCAAGGAGGAACUUGGUAGAGUAAUGCGAUCUCUAGGACAGUUUGCCCGCACAGAAGAAUUACAGCAGAUGCUCCAAGAAGUUGAUAUUGAUGGUGACGGCAAUGUCAGUUUCGAAGAGUUUGUCGAUAUAGCUUGGUCAGCAAACUCAGGAUGUGACCCUAAUCAUACGAUAUCUCUAGAAGAAGAAGAAAAAGAACUUAGAGAUGCAUUUAGAGUUUUCGAUAAGCAUAACAGAGGAUAUAUUUCUGCUUCCGACCUUAGAGCUGUAUUGCAGUGUCUUGGAGAAGAUUUAUCAGAAGAAGAAAUUGAAGAUAUGAUAAAAGAAGUUGACGUAGAUGGCGAUGGACGAAUAGAUUUUUACGAAUUCGUGAAUGCUUUGGGUGAACCUGGAAAUGAAGAUAGCUAUGAUGAUGAUGAUGACGAUUACUUGGCAUAUUAAAAACUGUGGAGAAGAAAAAUAUUUUCAUGUACCUGUGUUUCUCUGAAAACUUAUAAGCAAAUGUGCUGCCUAACUUUAAAAAUGGUUAUAAACAUUUAUUAUCAUAUAACUGUUUGCCUGCUAUAUUAUUUUUGUUUCUAUAUUUAAAGAUAUCAAAAUAAUAUUAUAUAUAUAAAACUAUAUGUCUGAUUGUGAAUAAAAAUUGUCCGCUUU